AUGACCCGAUACAAAAAGGAAUCAAACCCCGGAUCCGCAGAUUAUGGUUUCGGUGUCAGGCAUUUGCAAGCAAUAUGCAUGUGUUUAUGUGUGAUAGCGUUAUACAUAGCGCGAGGCAGCAUGGCCGUGGCAGUUCUAGCCAUGACCAACGUUACUCGGAAAAAUGACACGCGAGUUACGAUAUAUGACUGGGAUAAGAAAACACAGGGCUUAAUCCUCUCGUCAUUUUUUUGGGGGUACAUUGUGAUGCAAAUCCCAGGGGGCCUGUUUGCUAAAAGAUUUGGAGGAAAGCCCAUUUUACUUGUAGCAUUAUUGACAAAUGGUAUCGUUUGCGGCCUGCUUCCUUCGUUAGCCGAUUUGGGUGGAUGGCAAAUUGUGUGUGCUUGUCGAGUACUGAUGGGUCUCUCGCAAGCAUGUUUGUUGCCAUCCACUCAUACGCUGCUUGGACGAUGGAUACCGUCGCAUGAGCGAACAACUAUAACGGGAAUUGUUUACGGAGGUACUCAAAUAGGCACAAUAAUAGCGAUGCCAAUGUCAGGGCUUCUAGCAGACACGGCUGUAGGAUGGAAGCUCAUAUUCUAUUCAAUGUCGGGAUUGAUGUUCACAACGAGCGCUGUGUGGUACUACUUCUCAGCGAGUACACCAAGAGAGCAUCGAUUUAUUACUGAAACUGAAAAAGAGUAUAUCGAAAGAGGUUCCAAUACUUCUGAUGGAAAGGUACCAAGCAUACCAUGGCGAUAUAUUUUAAAAUCAAAAGGGCUUUGGGCAGUAGCUUCAUCACAUUUCGGAUGUAUGUGCAGUUACGUACUCUUCUUCGUUGACAUGCCUACAUAUUUAGAAAAAGGCUUACAUAUAUCUUUAAAAAAUAGUGCUUCACUAUCAGCUCUACCAUACAUUGGUAUGUUUAUUGGAAAUAUAAUAUCGUCCAUCGCAUCGGAGAAAAUCUCCAACCGAGGAUUACUCUCUGUUGGGACUUGUAGGAAACUUUUUAAUUCUAUAGCAUAUUUCGGUAUGGCGAUUGGUCUGGUUGCCUUGUCCUUCAUUGGGUAA
This is a messenger RNA of Parnassius apollo (apollo), 1050 nucleotides long. The record is from the annotation of a GenBank genome assembly. Lineage: Eukaryota; Metazoa; Arthropoda; Insecta; Lepidoptera; Papilionidae.